UUAAGCAAUCAUUCGAGCUAAGCUUUUCGGAAUUUGAGUACGUCGUUCUAUUAAGCAACUCUAACGUCAUCAUCAUGAAGAUACUACUAUUAAUUGUGGUAUUCGUAGCUGUUGUCGCUGCAUUACCUUACCCAUGGUUGAGUGAUUUCCCAAGCGAAAGUAUUGAUACAAUGAUGGGAAAUUUUGAGAGACUUGCAAAUGAUAAUCGAAGAACGGGUUAUUUUAAUAGUGAUGAUUAUCCUGCAAACUCUCCUUUUAAAAAAAUCAUAUAUAGACAAAUACCUCAACCUUUUAAAAAGGAAAUUCGUUUACCAGUGUAUCUUCAUGCUAAAAUUAAGCGCUCACAUCUACAAGAUUUGCCGUCACGAUCAGGGAUACCUAGUGAUAUAUACAAUUUGCUGGAAGCUAAGGAUUUCAGACUUCAUGAUGAAGUUGGACAUUUAUUAGCAUAUUCGCUGGGUGGAGGAAUGGAAAAUACAUUAAAUUACGUACCAAUGGCUAUUUGUCUGAAUCGAGGUCCAUACCUAAAGACAGAACAGGAAAUUGGUGCAUUUCUUAAAAAAGAGCAAAAUGGCGAAGUGGACUGGCAUUUAGUUGUUAUAUACGACAAAUUUUUAAGAAAUAAGCAGGGUGCAUUCGAUGAUAGUGUGAAUCUAGACAGUUAUAACUUAAGACCAAUUGGUUUUUGUUUGAAAUACUCUACUAAGACUCGGGCUGAUGCUCGUCCAGUAAAUGGAGCAAGGAAGUGUUUUUUCAAUGUUCUUCAUGAUUCCCUUGAUGCUCCAAAAAAUUAAGCUACAGUAAAGUUUAUUGCCUUCAACAAUUGUGUGUACACGUGCAGUGUACAGUGCACACUCAUUUUUUUAAGAUUUUCUAAAAAUUUCGAUUGUUAAACUCAGUUCUAUCAAGGAAAAAAAAAAGAAAAAAAAAAAAUUAGAAGAAUAAUCAGAAAUAAUAAUAACAAUAAUAAUAAAGUUCAAACUUUCAGACGAUGCGCCGAUGAGCAUUCUUAAGCAUUCUCGUCGUCCUCACCAACUGUCCAAAUUCAAGUAAAUAGGCCUUUGCCUAUUCAGACCAACCAGAUGAAUUUCGUUUGUGUUUUUUACAUCGCAAUGCUAAUUUUUUUUUAGAGCAAAAAAUCACAACAAAUUGAAUCAAUAUCAAACCAAAUUAAGUUCUAAAUCUUUCAUUGGAUAUUUAACAAUAAAAUAAAAGCAUGAAAAAAAUUUAA
Messenger RNA from Contarinia nasturtii (swede midge), 1231 nucleotides. RefSeq lists its product as uncharacterized. The record is from RefSeq and is a predicted model, not a curated record. The transcript is spliced from 2 exons. The coding region runs from base 75 to 794 and encodes 239 amino acids. NCBI's taxonomy places the organism in Eukaryota, Metazoa, Arthropoda, Insecta, Diptera, Cecidomyiidae.